Molecule: messenger RNA, 1292 nt
Organism: Calidris pugnax (ruff)
Lineage: Eukaryota; Metazoa; Chordata; Aves; Charadriiformes; Scolopacidae
Product: lymphotactin-like
Exons: 3
Coding region: 113-406 (97 amino acids)
Biological process (GO): G protein-coupled receptor signaling pathway; inflammatory response; chemokine-mediated signaling pathway
Cellular component (GO): extracellular region
Molecular function (GO): chemokine activity; CCR chemokine receptor binding
Source: RefSeq, a predicted model, not a curated record
CGCCCCAGAAGUGAGCACAAGAACUGACCACUGAACGACAAUAUAUAAACUCGGUGAAAGAGGGCUGACAAUAGCCACUUUCUUCUCUGCCUUGACAAAGAAGCCACCAGCAAUGAAACUCCACGCUGCAGCUAUCCUCGUCAUCUUCUGCCUUGGCAUCUUCACUGUGCACACGGUGAAAGGAAGUGUUGGAAGUCAGUCCAUGCGCAAAUACAGUUGUGUAAAUCUGUCUACACAGCAACUGAACAUCCGAAACCUUAUCGGCUAUGAAAUGCACAGAGUUCCAGUACAAGCUGUCAUGUUUAUCAACACAAAAGGUAUCAGGAUCUGCGUAAGCCCGAAUCAGAAAUGGGUGCAGUCUGCCAUAAGGAGAAUAGACAGAGCACGUACCACCAGAGGCAAAUAAUCCUGUCCUAGGCAAGAAUCUAAGGCCAACUAAAUGGAAUCAUCAUCAGUGCUGCAUGUAACAGGGAAGAAACCUUAGCAUCUGCUUUUAAUUCCUAUUUAUAAAUUGGCAAUAAAACCUCUGAACAAACACAAACUCAUCAGAAUCUGAUCAUCACUAGUUGAAUGUCUGCUGGUUUCUUUGUUUUAUAGCUGGACUCUGUUACACUGUUUAUUUUCUGAAAUGCUUGCUAAUAUUUAUUUACAACUGAAUGUAAAUAUCUUCUGAACCUCGCUGUCCUGACCAGUGUGGUAUUUAAGGGUGAAUGGAAGAUAGUUUCAUAUACUGUAGGGAAGAAGAUGACCUCCCACAGAGCUGGAUGAGUGUAGACCUCCAUCCUGAUGGAGGUCAGAAUGUUCUGCACCGAGUGCUGGGUUUGAGAAGGUGUUAUAUAAUUUAAUAGUUACUCAUACCUCUAUGAUCUAUAAGUAAACUAAUCGCACGCUUCAGGCUAUCACCUGAUCAGUGCAAUAUUCAGAAGAAGAUCCUUGGGCUUUCUAUUAUUCUACAUAGUAUUGCACCAUUAGCUCAGUCCACGAUGAUGUAUGGAUACUCUCACUGAGGGAUGACCUGGAGUAAUUCAGGGUAACUCCAUGAAUGUAACCCUAUUCAGUCUUGUACUGGGGAAGACUUACUCUGUCCACUGACUUCUAUGAAGUUACUUCAGUUUCACCCUCACGUGAGACAAACCUGAAACAACUGUUUUACUUUUUCCUUUGCUUUUCUCUGAAUAAGCAAGAACAAACCAUGCCUAAAAUCUGUAUUUCACAAACUCAUAGGAACUCCAUGCCCUAAAGAACUAUGUAUACAUAAAUGUCUUAUAUUUUUAAAAUUUAUAAUUUCUACU